AUGUCCGCGCUAGCCUGCGCGCUGCCCCUGGUGGCGCUCGUCCUGACGUCGCUCUGCCUCAACGCUUCCGCCGAGCUCGCCGUCCCCGAGGGCGGCAAGAAGACUCCUCCCACACCCAAAACCCCCGCCACUCCUGGCAAGCCCGCCACUCCCGGCAAGCCCGCCACCCCUGGCGCGGGGAAGCCGGCGGUGAAGCUGAGCGGGUCGGACUCGAAGGUGGUGUCGCUGCUGGAGGCGGCGGCGGUGGACGUCGACAGCGCCAAGGCGAAGCUCUCCGUCAAGACGUACGGCAAGAGCCUCACGGACACGGCGGCGGCGCUGCGCAACGCCGCGAUUCUGAUUCGCACGGGGCAGCGCACGCUGGUGGCGGGGCAGAUCGACAACUCGAUCGCCACCAUCAACGGCGUGUCCGUCAUGCUCCCCGCCGGCGGCGCCGACAAGAGCCUGCUCGCUUCCGCGCUCGGCAAGGCGCAGGGCGCCAAGGCCGCGUGGAAGGCGUAA
Messenger RNA from Closterium sp. Yama58-4, 501 nucleotides. NCBI's taxonomy places the organism in Eukaryota, Viridiplantae, Streptophyta, Zygnematophyceae, Desmidiales, Closteriaceae. The record is from the annotation of a GenBank genome assembly.